This is a messenger RNA of Penicillium paradoxum, 1302 nucleotides long. RefSeq names its product tRNA (adenine-N(1)-)-methyltransferase. Gene Ontology annotation, cellular component: tRNA (m1A) methyltransferase complex. Lineage: Eukaryota; Fungi; Ascomycota; Eurotiomycetes; Eurotiales; Aspergillaceae. The transcript has 4 exons. The coding region runs from base 1 to 1302 and encodes 433 amino acids. Gene Ontology annotation, biological process: tRNA methylation. The record is from RefSeq and is a predicted model, not a curated record.
AUGUCUCGUCUGCGCCAGGCUCUCCAGCGUGUCUUAGGUGUGAGUCCGGCACCAAGCGCCUUGCGCUCUCGGACUAUUGACACAAACUUCUCUACCAUCAAAGAGGGAGACCGAAUCAUUCUACACGGCAAACAACCCUCGCUGUCAAAAGCAUUGAAGCGAGGUGAGAAGUUCCAAACUCCCAAGGGAGCAGUGGAUCACGAUAGCAUUAUUGGGAAACGUGUUUGGGACACAGUGCAGUCUCGCAAAGGCCUUCCACUUCGAGUCAGCCUCCCAACAUUGGAAGAAUAUGUGGCCCUGACUCCUCGUCUGGUUACGCCGAUCUAUCCACAAGAUGCCAAUUUGAUUGCCUCCCUUCUCGACAUUCAUGUCGACACACCCGUCGCCGGUGAGACACAACCACCUUUGGAAAUCCUUGAGUCCGGCACGGGCCAUGGAUCCUUAACACUACACCUGGCGCGGGCCAUUCACGCCGCCAACACCACUCCUCCGCCCCGUCCAUCACGAUCCCAGAUCAAAUAUCUAGAAGGACGCGCCAGUAGACCGGGCGAAAAAGACACGGAACAAACAGGAGAAAAACUCAGCGAGGUAACUGCGGAUCCAGCACAGGCGGACUGGAAUGCCUGGCGAGCGCAGCGUAACGCUAUUAUCCACACCGUCGACGUAUCGCCGAAGUUCUCCGCGCUAGCUGAGAAAAAUGUCCGCGGAUUCCGCCGUGGAAUUUACUCAGGCAACGUUGAUUUCUAUGUGGGCCCUGUCGAAAAUUGGGUUGCUCAACAAAAGCAACAGCGGAAGAAGACUGGUCUGGCUUCGCUGACUGGAGGAAAUCCUGUUGAUCCGUUCCUUUCGCACGUUAUUCUAGAUAUGCCUUCUUCGAACUUGAGGAUCCCUCACGUCACCCCGGUCUUGAAACGCGAUGGCCUACUGGUGGUCUUCAUGCCUAGUAUUACGCAGAUUGGCGAGUGUCUUCAACUGAUCAAGGACCAGCGACUGCCCCUCGUCCAGGAGAAGGUCAUCGAACUUGGCUCUGGCAUUAGUGGCGGUCGCUUGUGGGACGUGCGGUUUGCGACUAAAAAGUCCGGUGCCGACCCAUCGUCUUGGACUGCUCCUUCUGAUGCCGAGGGAAGUAGUCCAGCCGAGGCUGACGAACAGUCCAGUGCUUCUGACACUGCCUCUGAGGUGGUCGCCGCAGAGGAGCCUCCCAAGGAAGGAGAGUCUGUCUUGGUCUGUCGACCAAAGGUCGGAGUACGUAUCCAGGGUGGCGGCUUCGUGGCUGUCUGGCGUCGUAUUGAAGACCGUUGA